AUGGCUCAGCGCAGGAACCUGAGCCAGAGCCAGCAGAGCUGGACUGAUGACCUGCCCCUGUGUGAGAUGUGUGGAGUGGGCACUGCCUCCAACUGUGUGUACGGAGCUGAGGGAGCGAGCUCCCAGACCCACCCGUAUGAGGAUGCCCACAUCCGCUUCAGGGGUGAGGACAGUUGCUCUCUCUAUGGUGUCUUUAACGGUUAUGACGGCAGUAAAGUGGCCAGCUUCGCCUCUCAGUUCCUGACAGCAGAGCUGCUACUGGGACAACUCGCCUCUGCUGACAGUGACAGUGAAGUGCGACGCAUUCUCACGCAGGCUUUCGACGUGGUGGAGAAGAGUUACUUUGAGUCCAUAGAUGACGCCCUGGCAGAGAAGGCUCACCUAUCCAACUUCCUCCCACACGACGGGAGUCAGAAGGUGCAGGAACGGCUCCAGGAGCUGGAGCAGGAGGUGUGUGGGGGGGCUACAGCUGUGGUGGCCCUCAUCCUCAACAACAAGCUCUACAUCGCCAACAUGGGCACCGACCGCGCUCUACUGUGUCGCUCCAGCAGUGACGGCCAGAACCAGGUGCUGCAGAUCGGACGAGCCCACAGCACAGACAACGAGGAUGAGUUACACCGGCUGGCUGCCCUGGGGCUGGACUCUGCACUGAUCCGGCAGGCUGGGCAGAUCGCCGGCCACCGGAGCACCAGGCGGCUGGGGGACUACCGUGCCAAGAUCCACUACAGCGACACCCACCUGCUCAGCUCUGCCAAGUCCAAACCAGUCAUUGCGGAGCCCGAGGUCCACACGCAGUCCCUGGAGCGGGUUAGCGGUUUCCUGCUGCUCAUGUCUGAAGGACUGAUCAGUGCUCUGGAGUGUGCCCACGGGCCUGAACAGGCCAACCAGGAGAUGGUGGCCAUGGUAGCGGCGGAGCUGGCGCAGCAGUCGACCCUGGAGGCGGCGGCUCAGUCCGUGGUGGAGCGUGUCAAGCGCGUUCACCAGCAUGUGUACGUGUCAGGACGCCAGAGAGCGCCCCUGUGUGGCCAGCAUGAAGACAUGACGCUGCUGAUCCGCUGCAUCAACUACCCGGGAGCAGACCCGCCCACUCCCACGCAGGGCGGGCGGAUCUACCCGGUGUCUGUUCCCUAUUCCAACUCCAACUCCCUGAGCACCAGUAAGACCAGUGUGACCCUGUCCCUCGUCAUGCCCUCCAUCAGCACCAUGACCAACGGGACCAACACCACGUCUGCGCUGGAAGAUAAGACCCCCACACCAGGCAGCCAGAGCCCCACCACCACCCUGCAGUCCACCAACACCCAGACGCAGAGCUCCAGCUCCAGCUCCGGUGAUGGCAGCCUGUUCCGGCAGAGGGGCAGUCAGGCAGCACAGCCCGACGAGACGGGCCGCGUUCCCCCUUACGUGGACUUCAGCCACUUCUAUCGUCUGUGGGGUCAAGAGCACGCGGAGCUGCCCUCUGAGCUUAGUGUUGGCCAAGGAGGGCUGGGGCCGCACAGUGUCGCCAUCUCGCGCCCGGUGCCAGUGUGCCCCUGGUCUGCAGCGCUUCUCCGGGGGAAGGAGGGGGAAGAGAGGGGAGGGCCGUCCGGAGCUCCGCCUCUGGCUCCCCGCGUUUCCUUUCACCUUCUCCCCCGCGCACAGCCACAGCGUCCAGGCCGUGAUGAGGAUGUGAGGGGCCAACACAACCAGAGGCGCUCAUACUGCAUCUGGAGGACAGCGCGGAUAAGCAGCGGUGCACAGCGGAUCACCGAAGCGGAGAGAGGCGGGCCUUUUCCGUCCAUACUCUUCCCCACCUCUCACACUCUCCCCCUGCUCUGCUGUAAACACCCGGAGGAGGAGGCAUCAGAGCCGCUCCUCAUCCUCUGCUCCUACUGCCGCAGCGAUGCCCGCGCCUACCCGGGAUCUGGACCGGACCAGGCUCUGAUUCUUCCCCCUCUCCCCGCGGGCCGCUGGGCCCACCGCGAGCUCCGAUGGGAUAAGAUGCGACGUCACCGUGUCUUCCUGCUCUGCACGGUGGGGCUGUGUGUGAUCUCCUUCCUGCACUACUACAAAGCCCUGCACUAUGUCUCCCUGCGUGAGCUCACGGCCCCCUACCCCUUCAAGUCCUUCAUCCUGACCACGGGCUUCUUCUGGAGGGAGCGGGGCCUGGCUUCUACCCCCCUGAGUCCAGCCUCUCCGGAGGACCCGGUCCAGCAACAGCAGCAUCAGCAGCAGCCACAGCGUGUGGAGCCCAGAGCUGAAGUGGUGUCUCCGAAGGCAUCUCUGGGCAUACAGGGGGUGGCCGUGGGCGAAGCGGGGGAGGUGGUGAGCGUGGGGCUGGAGGUGAGGUUGGAGGAACAGCCCGCACCACCGCGCCCAUGGGAGAGGCCCGUGGAGGGACAGGACCGCCAGCAGGAGGUCUCUUCAGAGCGGCCCGUUCCCACGCCUCCCAAACACGGUGGCUUAUUGUUUCCCAAAGAUGCAACCUGGGAUGCGGUGGGCGCCAUGGGGGACCUGCACAAGCGCCCCAUCCAGCUGCAGGAUGACUCCACGCUUUUCUUUGCUCACACCAAAGCCGGAGCGCUGUGCUUUAGGCAGGGCACUGAGGUUGCCACGCCCAAAGAGCCUGCCGGGAAGACUGGCGGUGGAGCCAGCGGAGGAGCAGUUGUAAACGGCGCGGUGGAGAGCACGGGGGCUGCUCAACGCAAGCUUGCGCAGGUGCAGUCGUCCAAAACUCCCAAAGCCAAAGGCAGAGGACGUGCUGCAGGUAAACGCUUGGUGAAGUGCGUGUGUCGGCCCGGCUGGCACGGCCCCUACUGCGGCGUGCCCACCAUGGUUUACCACUCUAACCUGCCCACCAAGGAGCGCCUCACCCCGCGACAGAUCCCACGGCGGGUAAUCAACGCUAUCAACAUCAACCAUGAGUUCGACCUGCUGCACGCACGCUUCCAUGAGCUGUCGCAGGCCGUGGACCUCUUCAUUGUGUGCGAGUCCAACUUCACGGCCUACGGAGAGAGGCGCCCCCUGGGAUUUCUCCAGCGGUUGCUCAACGGCACGUACGACUAUGUGCGACACAAGCUGCUGUACGUGUUCCUGGACCACUUCCCUGAUGGCGGGCGGCAGGACGGCUGGAUUGCGGAUGACUACUUGCGUACGUUCCUGACACGCAACGGCAUGUCGCGAGUACAGGGGCUACGGCCAGACGACGUCUUUGUCAUCAACGACGCAGACGAGAUCCCGGCACGAGAGGGACUGCUCUUCCUCAAGCUGUUCGACGGAUGGACCGAGCCCUUUGCCCUUCACAUGCGAAAGUCGCUGUAUGGGUUCUUCUGGAAGCAGUUUGGCUCUCUGGAGGUGAUCUCAGGCUGCACCGUUGGCAUGCUGCGCGACGUCUACGACUGUGACGGCAUCAAGCUGCGCCGCCGCGAGUACUACACAAUGCCGGGCUUCCGCAGGUACGAAAACGACACGGGCCACAUCCUGGUGCAGUGGUCCCUGGGCAGCCCCAUCCACUUCGCCGGCUGGCACUGCUCCUGGUGCUUCUCUCCGGAGGGCAUUUACUUUAAGCUAAUUUCGGCGCAGAACGGAGACUUCCCGCGGUGGGGGGACUACGAGGACAAGCGAGACCUCAACUACAUCAGGCAGCUGAUCCGCACCGGGGGCUGGUUCGACGGCUCCCUGCAGGAAUACCCCCCCGCAGACCCCAAAGAGCACAUGUUCGCUCCGCACUACAUGCUAGACCACUACGAGAGGUACAGAUACCUCUUGGAGAACCCGUACAUUCAAAAGCAGCAGGGUGCGGGGGAGUGA
Molecule: messenger RNA, 3786 nt
Organism: Knipowitschia caucasica
Lineage: Eukaryota; Metazoa; Chordata; Actinopteri; Gobiiformes; Gobiidae
Source: the annotation of a GenBank genome assembly